AUGGGGACUUUUAGGAAUGUGGCCCUCUUCGUGCUGGGCAUCUCCUUCAUGGUCUUUGUCGCCUUCUUCGGCCGGCUACCGGCUUUGAGGCAUACACCGAUCGCAACACUGCACAGGGUCAUGUGGAUUCAUAUCCCGAAUGGCUUCCUAGCCGUAGACAGACUCCUGACAGGAGGAAGGUUCUCAACCUCCAUGAUGCGCUUCGGCAACUACAUGAUGCAUGAUCGGCAUCCCACUGUAGUCGUCUUCUUCCUUCUCAUUCUCUCCGUGUCGGAAUACUUGUACCUCCCCGGCGCUUGGCCCCAGCUCCCCCUCUUCCAUAAAAUCACCGGACCCAUCGUCAUCUUCCUCCCCUACCUCUUCCUCUACCUCUCCGUCAUGGCCGAUCCGGGCUACAUCACACCCGAGAAUCACGCCUACUACAUGUCCCUCUAUCCCUACGACUACUCUAUCUUCUUCCCCGGCCAGAGGUGCAGCACCUGCAACCUCAUCAAGCCGCCCCGCUCCAAGCACUGCAGCAUAUGCAAGCGCUGCGUCGCCAAGCUUGACCAUCACUGUAUCUUCAUCAACGGCUGUGUCGGCUAUCAGAACCAGCACUACUUUGUCCUGCUCUUGCUGUCUACGGCCAUCCUUACUUCCUACGGCGCCCUGCUCGGCUUCUCUCUGCUGUCUGGCAAGAUCGGCUCGCAGUACCCAACUUGGUCUAUCUGGCCGCCAAAGGGCAUGGAGGUCAAGGAGUACCUGCUCAUCUGGAGUUGGGCUCUGCAAGAUAAUGUCGGCAUGGGCGCCGUCACCCUGCUCGCUACCAUGACGUCGCCUCUGGUCUGGGGUCUGCUGAGCUACACCGUUUGGCUGAUUUACUGUGGCACCACGACCAACGAAUCGCUCAAGUGGUCGGACUGGAAGGCCGAGAUGGACGACGGCUGCGCCUUUAAGCGGAGCAUGCCCGCGAACCGCGUAAAGGACACGCGUUUCGAGCCGGAGCGGACGCGCUGGCCUCUAGAUGCCCAGCAGAUAUUGGCGAGGACCGACGACGGAAUGUCACCCCCGGAUCACGGGCCGGGCGUGGGUGAGUGGGAGCGCGUGUGGAAUUUGAAGGAUGUUGAAAACCUAUACGAUCUGGGUCUGUGGGAUAAUCUGGCAGACAUCUUUGUCUCCGACUACGACUUCAACGUCAAGCGCGAUCAGCCGUCUGUGGAGACCCUGGACGGCAGAGGCACGCACCCAAAUCUUAAGCCUUCUAGCCAUACUACUAGAUCAGAGGGAUUUGACGCAUAG
This is a messenger RNA of Colletotrichum spaethianum, 1278 nucleotides long. RefSeq names its product palmitoyltransferase SWF1. The record is from RefSeq and is a predicted model, not a curated record. The transcript has 3 exons. Gene Ontology annotation, cellular component: Golgi apparatus; endoplasmic reticulum. Bases 1 to 1278 code for a protein of 425 amino acids. Gene Ontology annotation, molecular function: protein-cysteine S-palmitoyltransferase activity. Gene Ontology annotation, biological process: protein targeting to membrane; peptidyl-L-cysteine S-palmitoylation. Lineage: Eukaryota; Fungi; Ascomycota; Sordariomycetes; Glomerellales; Glomerellaceae.